AAUACUUUUUAGUUCAGGAGUAAUAAUAAAUCGGACUCAAAGAGUCUUUUGCGUGUUUUACAUAGUACUUAUAGUGUGCUUAUUAUACAUUUAUACACUCAGUGAUAUAAAGUGAAAUUAGACUGUCCGGUAAUCGAAACAUGUUUAUUUUCAAUGUCUAUGAAAAUUCCUUUCAAGAUGGAAUAAAUCGCUGCGUUUCCAGUUUUACAGUUAUGGCACGAAAUACUUUUAAGCUUCACUUGCCACAGCAUCGACGUUAAUGGUAUGCCAUCAAGGAUGAUGAGCGCUCGCGCCGGCGCCGGCGGCGCUGGCGAGGUGAGCGUGGCGGACAGCCCGCUCGCCACCUUCGAGUCGUUGACCCAGGCUGCGGUCAUCGGGGUCAUGGGGGUGGCCAUCGUCGUUUCCAACCUACUCAUCAUUGCCGCCUUCCUCAACUUCAAGGGUCUAUCGAAUGAAGUGAUCAACUACUAUUUGCUAUCAUUAGCUGUGGCUGAUUUAUUAUGUGGGUUGUUUGUGGUGCCCCUGUCGGUGUACCCCGCUAUAACGGGCCGCUGGAUGUUUGGAGACCUGAUGUGCCGGCUGGCGGGCUACGUGGAGGUCACCCUGUGGUCCGUCUCAGUAUAUACUUUCAUGUGGAUAUCGGUAGACCGCUACCUCGCAGUCCGAAAGCCAUUGCGUUAUGAGACGGUUAGUGCAACGGUUCAAACUCGCACUAGAAGUCAGUGCUGGAUGGUGUUCACCUGGAUCUCGGCCGCCAUGCUGUGCUGCCCGCCCCUCCUCGGGUACAAGAAGGAAGCCAACUUCGACAAGGAAACUUUUAUUUGCAUGCUCGACUGGGGCACCACGUACGCCUAUACCGCCACACUGGGAAUUCUGGUGCUCGGCCCGAGUGUCAUAUCGAUUGUUUAUAAUUACUUUUACAUAUUUUCCAUGAAACGUAAACUAAAUAGCGGCGCACCUAUACACGACAAGGAGUACGCCACAGCAUUGGCGGAGAACCUGGCCAAUCCCAGUCACUGGAUGAGCUUCGUCCUCGUGUGCGCUUUCUGGCUGAGCUGGGCGCCAUACGCGGGGGUCAGGUUAUACGAGUAUAUAACUGACCAGGAGCUAAAAAUACCUAUGUUGCACUUUGGAGUCGUGUGGCUCGGGAUUCUGAACUCGUUUUGGAAAAUUGUUAUUUUGAUAUCGCUGAGCCCUCAGUUCCGCCUCGCUCUCCGCAUCCUAUGCCUCACAGCAUGUUGCCGCACCAAGGGCCGCUUGCAGGCCGAGCUAAUUGGCAUGGAUAAUGAUGAUUAGAAGAUUUAGAUACAAAUUGUCAUGUAAUCCAGAAACGGCGUAUAGUAGGCAUUGGAAAUAUACAUAGUACAUGUAUGUGUUAUUAUUUCAUUCCAAUACAAUAGUUCAAGAAGCCACUCGAACGAGGAUACCUAAAAAUAUACAUUUUUCUCUAAUAUUGCUUUUGUUAUCAUUUAAAUUACAGUUUAAUCGUAUGGUAGUUACUAUCCCGUAGUGUAGUGAUUCCGCACCAUUCAUGUCUCAACAAAAACUUUGCUCGUCAGAAUUUCAAUUAAUUCAAAAAUAUGUAAUUUCCAAUUAAAUAAGUGCGACUUCAUUGUGUCACUACUUUACGAUCGCCAAGGUUUGAGAAAGUUGAGCAUGUCUAAAAAAUUAGUAUGUUUUGUUCCUUGUUGUUGCGACUAUUAGUCGGCAAUAAUGCAUGUUACGAAUAAAAUCAGAUUUGUUUCUCAAAUACUUAAUUUAUUUGUAACAAUAUUUUAUAGCCAGAAAGUCAGUCAAUGUAUAGCAAAUAUCUGAUUUUUAAAAUUUUUUAUAAGUGUUUGCAUAUUUACUUCAAAUAUUGUUAUCUAAAUUAACUGACAAUAAUAUGUAUAAUUCCGUAUUGGAGCAUCACACUCGCUAUGUGCAAUAAUUAUGAUCAUAUCAUUUUAGCUACGUGUGUUACGUUUUAUUCGUAUCAAUCAAUUAUACCAGGGUCUGUAGUUGUCUAGUAUUUAAAAAACUGAAAUUAUUUGAAUAUAUUUUUUUAAGUAAGUAGGUAAUUAUUUUAUUGAAUUUUAGACAAAUUAGAUAAGAACUGAGAACCCUGGUAACAAACAAAAACGAAAUAUACUAAAUUGAAUGUGCCAUUACUAUAUGUAAAUCAGCUACAAAAUUAAUACCAUUUAUGAUGCUGUACGUUUUUAUAACUAUAGGUAUCUAUAUACAAAUGAAAAUAGUUUAGGUAUGUUUAUUGCAUACUACUAAGUUCAUUUUGUAUUUCUCAUAAUUUUAGAACACCAAAUUCAUUAAGCACAAUUUGUAGCGCAAUAGGACUACAAUAGAUUGUGAUUUUAAAUACUAUACAUACAUAUAUAGAAGUUUGGUGUUAAAAGCGUUUUAAUAAUAAAUAUUAUAUAUUUAAAACAAGAAAAUAAUUUUAUAACUAGGAGCGUAAGAUUUGGAUAUUAAAAAAUACAUUUUAAACUUUUGGGCUUUUAUGUAUCAAUGAAUAAAAGGGUUACUGGUAUCAAUCGCAAAACCUCCUAAAGACUACUUGGGUACAUCUAAACAAGCAACUUUCGUAGAUUUUUUCAUAUAAAAAAAUACAAUCUACUUUGCGAUUCUACACAUCUUAACUCUAUGUAAUGGUCAAGCAACACAGCUACAUAACAGUCGCUUUAUGUAGCAGAAUCGAACAUAGAGUUAAUGUUUUGUGGAAAUGACAUAAAAAAUAUAAAAAAAUUGUAUUUAUUACGUUUAGACAAAGUCGUGGAACAAAAGAAGUUAGUCUCUAUGAACCUUAUGCGCCUUUGUAUGGUUAUGCAUUAGAUACGAGUAAUCCUUUAUAAAUGAUGCAAUAUUAUAUAAUAAACCAGAAAAAUAACUUAUUUUUAUAAAUGACUCAGGAAGUGGGAUUUAAUUUAAUUCGGUCCUUUGGUUAGAGCGUUUGGCACAGUUGUUUGUGAGUAGUUCGUGAGUAGAACUUAUUGCGCUCUGCCAAAACAAUUUCCACAUCCAUUCCAGUUUCGGAAAAUACUACUCAUCUGUUUUAUAAUUAUGGUCUAUAAAAAUGUCACUUGACAACAACUUAAACAAGGUUGUUGUCAACUGUAUCUUUAAUAAUCAUACAACUUAAAAAGUUCAAUGUUCGCCACAGCGUAUUUUCAGAAAUAACGAUUAUUAGAUUUAUUUAUUGAGUAUACUAAAUCCUGUGCUGUUUUCUCAAAGUUGAGGCUGUGCAAUAUUUUGUGUGUUAGAUUUUAAUUUGUUAAUAAUAAAUAUAAAUGAUUGUUAUAGUUGUGCAGCCUAAGGAAAAACGUCUUAAGUACAUUUUUUUGUAAUGAGUUUUAACUGCACGAGUUAUUAUACGAUUAUAGUUUUGCGGUGUAUGGUUUUGUAGUUGGUAUGAGUAAUUAGGGUCUUUGUUAUUACACGUUGGUAUUACAUGCAUGUGCACGUUGCUGUAAUCACGACUCUGCUUAAUUUAUUAAUAGAUAGGAACUUAUAUUAAGUCCCUUUUAUGUAAUUCAUUUCACAAAAUAGAUGUUUUCCUUCAUGUCCAAGUUAUCGAAUGAAUUUUUGAACAAAAUAUGUAAUUAAUAAGUAUCUGUUAAUAUUAUCAAUCAUCUUACGAUAAAUUUUAUAUUAUCGCAUUGAUCUUACACAACCACCUAUAUUUACAAAACAAAAGUAAUAUAAUUGAACCACGUUUGCAAGUGAAGUGGUGAUCAGAUAAGCAAUACAAAAGAUAAUGCGUACAGAUAGGGCUUUAUCAUUUAACAGUACACGAGUGUUACUGCUUCGGCAUUGAGCAUGCACUAAAUCCAUACUACCAAGUGUCGACAGAUAGUUGCUUUUCGUGAUUUAAAAUGUUUGACAAAUCGUUAUUGUUACUUGUUCUUUAAAACAAUUUAGUAUUUAUGAAAAUACGUAUUUCUGUGAUCCUAUACUUAGUGGUCAUUGUAGAAUUAUUUUUAUGAGACGUUUCCGAGUAGUGGAAUCUAAAUUUGUUGAAACAUGCUUUUAAAUAUUCACUAUAAUACUUUCACCGUCGUAUUGAUCGAGCGUAAGCAGGUAAUGUGGUAAAAUAAAAUAAAAUGUCAUAGAAAAUCAUUCUAAGAUUUUUCCAUUUUGGAAUUUUUAUUUAAUAGUUUCAGUAGCCACCUAAUCAAACUUUACGCCUUAGACAUAUCCUCAGCGUUAUAUUUAUGUUCAAGUGCAAUUAAGUAUAUGGAUAAUUUUUUUUUUACGUGGUGACUGAAAUCACAAUACCCUUUUCUUGUACCCUAGCUACUAAUAAUUUUGUGUUCAUAUUAUUUAUAUUUUAAAAUAAUUUUAUGGAUUGCCUAAAUGUAAUAAAAAAUGAAUAUAAUAAGUCAUUUACAUGAUUUAUGUUUAGCAACGACUAGAAUUUUGUUAAGAGAGAUUUUCUUUCUAAUGACUUACUACCUAAUUUAAUAGGUACUAUGCAAUUUAUCUUAUGUAAAAAUAGGUGAAUAUGUAAUCAUUUGAAAGCUGGGGUGAAAUCCGGAUUUAUUGGUUAACUUGAACGUCAAAGACACGAGCACACACUUUUUGUCUAUUUGUCUUUGUGUCUAUUUCUAGUCACUUUGUAUCAUACAAUUGUGUUUAGUUUUUGAAUGUUAAAUAAUACUUACCUUAUUAUUAUCUUUCAGACAAUACGUAUUACCAUAAUUUGAAAUCUAUAUGUCGUUGUGUCGAUGUGUGUUUCAGGAGAUGCGUAAUCUUAGUAUUUUCUAUUCUACUGAUAUAUUAGGAUAAUGUAUUGCUGAUGUCGUAUGAUGUGAAAAAAAAAUAUUUAUUAAUCGAGUUGAAUUGGUAGAUUUAAUAGCGGAUUAAAAAUAAGUAGUCGAGCUUUUCUAAAUUGAAAUGUCAGGUCUAUACCUGACAUUUCAAUUUAGAAAAUAUGUGUUUCAACUCUUAUAUGUGUAAUCAUACAAAAAUCUAAAGGCGGUCCUUUAUAAAACCUUAUAUUAGUUUUCGCUUAAGUCUGUAAGGUUUUCUUUAGAUACUGACUUGUAUUCAUUUUAUAAUUAAAUUCGUCCACUGAAGCUGCCAAACAGGUGAUGUUUUGAUCUUGUUUUAUUAAUUAAGAUAUAUUUAAUAAAAAUAAUUUUCAUUUCUCAUAAUAGUGCUGCAUUUUCGAACCGAAUAGUAGGUGGGCGAUGCGGAACUGCUAUUAUCUCGAGGGCGGGAAGUUGAUAUCAAAAUACAACUAAGUACAUCAUGUUGAGUCGUGGCUUUGAAACAUUUGGCAUAAAACACCGAUAACAAUAAAAUACAUAAUAUAAAUAGUGUAGUACAAAUAGUGAGUGUCAUUGAAAAAAUAUGUCCGUAUCUAUUUCAUAAAGUAUUUAAAAUUGUAAAAAUACAUACUAUUUGGGUAAUGUCUUGGUUUUCCUCCCAGUAAUUAAAAAUCUCGAUGUGUAUAUAUUUACUAAUACCAAUUUAAUAAAUGCUAGAUACAAUUUUUCUUUUCUCAAAUUCGAAACGGAUAUAGAGUGUUGGACACGGUUGAAAUUAUUCAAUUUCAAUACGUAUUGCGUUUACUAUAAACCUUCCCAGCGAUCUAGGGCUACAUCCGAGCGGAUAUGCGGACAUAUGGGAAUUAAGGGAAUUCCUUUUGAGGCCUGUCUAACGAUCAACAUCCAAUCCAAUUCAAAUAUUAGUUAGUAGAAUCUACUCACAUGUACGAUAAAAUUGCGUAUCGGUUAUACCAGUUUUGGUAAUAUGAACGGAGUAAUAAUUAAUCGCUUGAAGAUUGCCAAAAUACCAGUUUAUCAUUUCAAAUAUUAACUCACAAUACAUUUCGAAUACAUAUUUGAUCGGAUCACCAAUUAAAUUCAUAACAGUCAUUCUACAAUAUCGUUGUGAUCAUGAUUUGAUAUUGACUGUAAUACCAUCCUAUUAUGGUUGUGAGUAUUCAGAAAUAAAUUAAUAUAGUUAAACUGAAGUGAGGUAAAAAAGCUCUAGUGUACUUGAAUCCUACAUUCCGCUAUAGCUCCCCGUAUUUGCCCCUAGGGUGUCCAUGUCCACAGAUACUCACUAUCUCAUUUAAACCCCCGUGGGGGCAAAGUUUGAUUUCGUUUUGUAUUAAACAGUAAAGUACAGUCACUGGAGCUUUUCUACCAUUUUUGUCAUCGUAAUUAUGGUCAUUGUUAUCAUUUUAAUGUGUUUGUUUUUAUUUAAGUAUAGUUGAUAUUUCUGCACAAAAUAAUUUAUAAUUUUGGCUUGUUUGAUGUCAAUUAUCCGGAUUUUCCCAGCUGUUUUAGUCAAUUUUGUCGCUAGGAUAUUUUUACAAACAAAAGAAGCAUUUAUUUUAGUAAUAUAAAUAAAUUUGAUCUUUUGAACAGAGUUGAUGUUGACGAUUAUAAGUGAUAGUUUGGUAUGUACACUAGACAGUUUAUUUUUUGUACUAGCUCUAAGUUUGUUAUUAAUCGUUAUACCUAGUAGUAUACAUAAUAAUAUAUUCGGUAUAUACUUUAGUACAUAAUAAAUAUAUGUAUUUAUAUAUAGCGCAGAUAUGUUUUCUCGCGUCUCAAUCGAUUAAUAUAUACCCAUUUCGGAAUAUCUUAUUAUGAGUAAUGACAAAAAGAAAAUAUUGGCAAUUAUGUUAAAUGAUAAACGAAUAAAAAGAUAAAAAAUCGUGAGAAAUGUAUGUGCCAUAGAUAAACUUAAGGGUUUUUAUCAUUAGUUAUCAUUGUAAGUAAAAAUACACAUGAACUCUUCAGAUAAAAAUUUAAACUAAUAGCCAUUACUGAAAAGGAUUACUCUAAUCAGAUAUUAAUUUGGCUAAUUAUAUAAAUAUUUGAUUGAUUUUAAUAUACCUACUUAGUUCAGUCAUACACUCUACAUUCCUCGUACGAGUUUGUCAUUAAUAAAUCUUUAGCUCUGAA
Molecule: messenger RNA, 6917 nt
Organism: Plodia interpunctella (Indianmeal moth)
Lineage: Eukaryota; Metazoa; Arthropoda; Insecta; Lepidoptera; Pyralidae
Gene: DopEcR
Product: Dopamine/Ecdysteroid receptor
Exons: 5
Coding region: 265-1296 (343 amino acids)
Biological process (GO): cellular response to hormone stimulus; G protein-coupled receptor signaling pathway
Cellular component (GO): plasma membrane
Molecular function (GO): peptide binding; G protein-coupled receptor activity
Source: RefSeq, a predicted model, not a curated record